Molecule: messenger RNA, 1964 nt
Organism: Rhinopithecus roxellana (golden snub-nosed monkey)
Lineage: Eukaryota; Metazoa; Chordata; Mammalia; Primates; Cercopithecidae
Gene: LRRC71
Product: leucine rich repeat containing 71
Exons: 15
Coding region: 173-1852 (559 amino acids)
Molecular function (GO): protein binding
Source: RefSeq, a predicted model, not a curated record
GUUGUCUAGGAGAGGGACGCGUAGGCGACGCCACCCCGGACCGGUCAGAUCCGGUCCCUGGAGGCGGAACAGAGAUCCCCUGAUUCAGCCACCUCCAGAGUGAGCCCCAUAGAGUGCGGUCCUACCUUCCCGCCCCGACGAAGGUCCCAGAGACGCUGCAGACAACACCAGCAUGUCGAGCGAGCAGAGCGCGCCGGGGGCCUCACCCAGGGCCCCGCGUCCGGGGACCCAGAAGUCUUCUGGCGCGGUGACCAAAAAGGGAGAGCGCGCGGCCAAAGAGAAGCCGGCGACUGUUCUGCCUCCCCUGGGAGAGGAGGAGCCCAAAAGCCCUGAGGAGUACCAGUGCUCGGGGGUCCUCGAGACCGACUUUGCCGAGCUCUGCACGCGAUGGGGCUACACGGACUUCCCCAAAGUUGUCAACCGGCCCCGCCCCCACCCGCCCUUCGUCCCCUCCGCCUCUUUGUCGGAAAAGGCCACCCUAGACGAUCCGCGGCUGUCGGGGUCCUGCAGCCUCAACAGCCUGGAGAGCAAAUACGUGUUCUUCCGGCCCACCAUCCAGGUGGAGCUGGAGCAGGAGGACAGCAAGUCGGUGAAGGAAAUCUACAUCCGCGGUUGGAAGGUUGAAGAACGGAUUCUGGGUAUCUUCUCUAAAUGUCUGCCCCCGCUCACCCAGCUACAGGCCAUCAACUUUUGGAAGGUGGGGCUGACGGAUAAGACCCUGACCACCUUCAUGGAGCUCCUGCCUCUCUGUUCAUCCACGCUCAGGAAGGUGUCUCUGGAGGGGAACCCACUGCCGGAGCAGUCCUAUCAUAAGCUCAUGGCCUUGGACAGCACGAUUGCGCACUUGUCUCUGCGGAACAAUAACAUCGACGACCGCGGGGCGAAACUCCUGGGCCAGGCACUGUCCACGCUGCACAGCUGCAACCGGACCCUCGUCUCGCUCAACCUGGGCUUCAACCACAUCGGGGACGAGGGCGCGGGCUACAUCGCGGACGGUCUCCGGCUGAACCGUUCCCUGCUCUGGCUGUCCCUGGCCCACAAUCGCAUCCAGGACAAGGGCGCCCUGAAGCUGGCUGAGGUCCUGCGCGCCUUCGAGUUGACGCACACGGAGGUGGUGGAGCGCCGGCGUCUCCUGCUGGAGAAAGGGACGCAGGAGCGCUCGCGAUCGCCCUCCUCCUCUCGACAUGGGGACUCCAAAACGGACCGUGAGAAGAGUCAGAUGGUAGGGAUCAGCAAUAGUGCAUUGGUGGACAAGACAGACAAGACACAGACAAUGAAAACCCCUAAGGGCCUGGGCAAGAAAAAGGAGAAGUCAUGGGAAUUGGCCAAGAAAGAGGAGAAGUCGGGGUCUGGGCAGUCACCCACACAAGGAACACCUAAGAAAGAAGAUGCCACAAAGGCAGGCAAGGGGAAGGUAACCAUCCCUGAGCAGAAGCCAAGCAGGGUAAAAGGGAUGAAGACCGGGAGCAGAGAGAAGCGCAGCAUCCUCCCGGAGUCCGAGCUGGUUGUUGAGGCUACUGAGGUGAUCAACCCUCUCCUGGAGCCUGUGGAGCACCGAGAUGGGAAAGUUUUCAUGCCUGGGAACAAGGUCCUUUUGCACCUCAACCUCCUCCGGAACCGCAUCACAGAGGUGGGGCUGGAGGGCUUCCUCGCCACAGUGCAGUAUCAGAUGCAGUUCUCCAAGGCCAAGAGUGUGUCCAAGGGUCCAGUGGGGCUGCUGUGGCUGUCCCUGGCUAAAAAUUGCUUCGCCCCACAAUGUCCUGCGUACGCCAUAAUCCAGGAGCUGAUGUUGCCAAGGGAUCCCAUCAAGGCCAAACUCAGGGAGGAUGAGGCCAUGGCAUUCUUCCCCUAGCCCCUCCCACCUGCUUGCCUCUGAGACUCGGGCCACAGAAGCACCUCCUGUCCCUGUGUGGGCUGACCUCCCUGGGGGAGAUCUCAGACCAAUAACAAAGUCUGUUGCUAUA